AUGUAUGUUUAUUGUACAGGGGACCGCUUGCUCGACAUCCCCUGCAAUGUGUGUGGAGACAGAAGCUCGGGAAAACACUAUGGCAUCUACAGUUGCGACGGUUGCUCCGGUUUCUUCAAGCGGUCCAUUCACAGGAACCGUGUGUAUACGUGUAAGGCCGGUGGCGACAUGAAAGGUCGCUGUCCGGUGGACAAGACUCAUCGAAAUCAAUGCCGCGCCUGCAGACUUGCAAAGUGCUUUCAAGCUAAUAUGAACAAGGAUGCUGUCCAACACGAACGGGGUCCACGCAAACCGAAAUUACACUCAAAUGGUAUGAGCUCGCUGCCGCCGCCGCCACUUGGUCACGCACACAAACCGCACCCGCUGAAGCUGUCGCCGCCUUCACCCUACGCACCGCUGCCACAGCCGUUUAGCUUCCAAUUUAGCUUAGGUAGUAUGAACGAAGCGGCGCCACUCAGCGCGGCGUCAUCGGCAGGCUCCAGCGGAGCGGGCGCCGGCGCUGUUAGCCCACUGCCGCUGAUCACUGAACCCUUUCUCGCACCUCCGCCGCCCGCUCUUCUGCAUAUGCUCAUGUCCUCAGAUAAGUGUCAGGAGCUAAUGUGGAGCGCGAAGCAGUUGCAAUUGCAAGGGGAUCCUACGUUACUUCGCCCGCCGACAAGUGCUUUCGGGACUCCGCUUGCACCCACGUGGGAACUACUACAAGAGACAAGUGCCCGUCUUCUAUUCAUGGCUGUGCGAUGGGUUCGUUGCCUGGCCCCAUUUCAAGCACUAGCACCGUCUGACCAGUUAGUACUGUUACGUGCCGCGUGGAAAGAAUUGUUCCUGCUUCACCUGGCACAGUGGUCGGCACCUUGGGACCUUGCGCCACUGCUUGCGGCACCGGCGGCCAGGGCGCGCCUUCCACCCGACCCACUUGCCGACCUCGAAUUGAACACUUUGCAGGAAAUUCUAUGCCGGUUUCGACAAAUAGCACCCGACGGUAGCGAGUGUGGAUGUAUGAAAGCAAUCGUACUCUUUUCGCCUGAUACACCUGGUUUAAGCGAGACUCAACCGGUUGAAAUGCUCCAAGAUCAAGCGCAGUGCAUAUUAGCGGAUUACGUUCGCACCAGAUAUUCACGACAACCAACAAGAUUCGGGCGACUCCUUCUCCUGCUACCUUCGCUGCGGGCUGUUCGCGCGCGCUCCAUAGAACUGCUGCUAUUUCGCGACACGGUGGGCGACGUAUCAGUGGCCACGUUACUGCACGACAUGUACAGAAUGCAACCAGCGCCUGCGCCCGCCCCUACAUUCCCCCCGCCGCCCACCGUCACUGAACAUUGCGGCUCACCAUAA
Messenger RNA from Parnassius mnemosyne (clouded apollo), 1332 nucleotides. NCBI's taxonomy places the organism in Eukaryota, Metazoa, Arthropoda, Insecta, Lepidoptera, Papilionidae. The record is from the annotation of a GenBank genome assembly.